AUGACUUGUAAGCAGCAUUUAAGGGGGAGGGCUGAGUGGAUAAGAGCGGGGCAUCGCCUCAGACAUCCUCCCUCUCUCUCUCCUUCUCUGGCUGUCUCUGUCUCUGCUGGUGGACCCCAGACAGGCAGCCAAAUGUCAGGCCGCCGGGUUGGCUUCUGUCUCAGCGAUAAGAAGCGCAAGAGGAUGAACCUGGACGCUUUUGCAGAGUUCUGUGCGGGUCAUGGAGUGGAAGUGGUUGAGAUUGACCUUUCUCAGCCGCUGGUACCCCAGGGACCCUUCAAUGUUAUCAUUCACAAGCUGUCUGAUGUCAUCGUUGAGGCUGAACAUGACAGCCAAUUGCAGCAGCUCCUCGCCAACUUCCAGAGCUAUGUGUCAGCUCAUCCCACUACAGCUCUUCUGGAUCCCCUCCCUGCCAUGACCCAGCUACUAGACCGCUUUGCCUCUUAUCGGAUCAUGAGUAAACUGCACAAUUCACUCCGAGACUGGCGUAUUUGCAGUCCUCCCUACCUAGAGAUCCACAGUGCCAGUGACCUGUCGUCCAUUCAACAGGCCGUGAUGACCCAGGGCCUGAGCUUCCCUCUCAUUUGUAAAACCAGAGUGGCACAUGGCUCACUUUCCCAUGAGAUGUCUCUGAUCUUUAGUGCGGGGAGUCUGGCUGAUAUCCAUCCUCCCUGUGUGCUCCAGAGCUUUGUCAACCACGGAGCUGUUCUGCACAAGGUGUUUGUGGUAGGAGACAGACACUUCUGUGUAGAAAGGCCCUCACUCAAGAACUUCCCCUCCGGUCCCUGUGACAGGAAGACCAUCUUCUUCAACAGCCAUCAGGUCUCAAAACCAGAGUCCAGCUCUGAUCUCACCGCUCUGGACGAGCAGAUGCCGUGCCUGCCUCCUCCCAGCUCUGAGGCUGUUGCCGCCCUGGUCCGAGAGCUCCGAGCCCAGCUGGGCAUGGCUCUGUUUGGAGUGGACGUCAUCAUCAACAUACACACACACACCCUCACCGUCAUCGACAUCAACAUCUUCCCAGGCUACGAGGGAGUGCCCCAGUUUUUCUCCUCUCUGCUCAGCCACAUUGAGUCAGUGCUGGACAAACAGACCUCUGCUGGCCCCCGGGCUACUGGCUCUCUUGAGUCAACAGACACUACGGGUGGUCCAUCUGCUGCAACAACUGGUCUGUAAGAAGUCGCCUCAGGAGCAAAUCACAGAUCGUGUGUGUUUCGUCAGCUUCACAGGACAAACAAAAGUCAUUUGUUGAAGUUUUCCUGUUUGGUUGGGACCAAAAUUUGCCUCAGCUGCUUUCAAGACUUUGCCUCAAUUGUAGGAAGUUAUUUAUUUAUAACUGUAAGAACAUCUAAAAUGACUCCAUCUUAAACUGUAUCCCCUGUAAUAAUUUUGUGUUGUUAAGGGAUUCUGCUCUACAACGUCUGCGAGUCGAACAAAACAUCCAACACAUAAAAGGUUUAAUACACCUUCCGUUUAUUGAUUGACAGGUAGCAUAGAAGAAGAUACAGCAGGCACAAAAUACAGCACUCUGAUUGGCCAGUAAUAUUACAAAUGGUGUUUUUGUCAUCUUUUUUUUUUCUCCUGACGUUUGAAACGUCCUCUAUGCCCUUACGUACCCCCCCACCCCCCACCCUGUCCCACCCAGACAUUUCCUACAUCUUUCUUGCUGGUUUGUAAGAUACAUUUUGUGGAAACAUUUUGCACUGCUAUAGAAAAAGAAAACUACAGUACAUUCAUUUUUCAUUUAAGUGAACAAACAUCUCAUCUUUGGAAUAGACAGUAAUGAUCUCAUCAGUUUUAACUGAUUAUGUGUGUUAUUACGAUGUGUUUACACAAGUUGACCGGCUACUUUCACCUGUAUUCAAAUAAAAUUGUAAAUCUUGGCUGUGUAGAAAAAGAGAUUAUAUUUGCUAUAUGAGUAAUAUAUGAUGCACUUUGAUUACAUAUUAAAAUACAUGUAUUAAUUCA
Messenger RNA from Thunnus maccoyii (southern bluefin tuna), 1965 nucleotides. RefSeq names its product inositol-tetrakisphosphate 1-kinase-like. The transcript has 10 exons. Gene Ontology annotation, biological process: inositol trisphosphate metabolic process. The record is from RefSeq and is a predicted model, not a curated record. Bases 1 to 1173 code for a protein of 390 amino acids. Lineage: Eukaryota; Metazoa; Chordata; Actinopteri; Scombriformes; Scombridae. Gene Ontology annotation, cellular component: cytoplasm. Gene Ontology annotation, molecular function: inositol-1,3,4-trisphosphate 5-kinase activity; ATP binding; inositol-3,4,5,6-tetrakisphosphate 1-kinase activity.